AUGAAGGCAUGUCAAUUGCGUCUUUCUUUCCUCUUUGCUCUGUCAGCGCUUCGGAUGGGACGCGUGUCAAGAACACGUUUGCCGAUAACUCCUCCCGCGAAUUUGGCUACAUUUCACCCGGCCAUUGCAAGUUCGUGGAUGACUGCGGCGUCGAACAAAUUACUGCAGCCGCAACAUGUUCUUCCAACGAGCCGCAAACUUGCCUGGUGGCGUUGCCCUCACUGUGGCCACGAACACCACAAGCGGAUUGAUCUUCAUGUGGCUGCAGGUGGGGUUUGCCCAAGAUGUCACCGCAUGCCUACACUGCUGCACCCAAGCGACGCAUCCAGUGCCGUAUUAGCUAUACCGCUUGUGAAGCACCGCUGCCGCCCUGACAACAGUCUGUCUGUGUUGGCUGCUGCUAAUGCAAACCGAGUCAAGAGCAGUAUUGCGGAUGAUGGCUACCUUCGUGUGGUGGAGACUCGCAACCUGCAGCCGAUGCUUGCGCGGAACUUUGAAAAGGAGAGCGACACGAUAGAUGAUGACGCUGUUCUUUUCGUCUCCCCCAAGCUUGAUGGGGUACGCUGUAUUGUUGCGUGGAAUGUGCGGGAACGGCGACCAUGUUUUUUCAGUCGUUCGGGCACCCUCUUUGAAUGUUGUGAUCAUCGUAUUGAACCGGGGCUGCGUCCACUGUUUGAGAAGGAUCCAAAUCUUGUACUGGAUGGAGAGUUGUAUAAUCACAAUGUGGACGACUUUGAGCAACUCAUAUCAGCCAUCCGCACCACGCGGGAUCGACGCACGCCGGCUAUUGCAAAGCUUCAGGAACAACUCCAGUACCACGCCUUUGAUAUCAUGUACGCGAGUAAGUUUCCGGAUAUGUCAGUUGUACCUUUUUCAGAAAGGCACAAGCACCUCGGUAGAUUGAUUCAUGGCCUUGCUUCAUCCAAGGGACAAGUUCAAGAGAAGGCGGUGGUGUUGGUGCCUGCUGCUCAAGUUAAAAAGGCUGACAUACCACGUCUCCUUCGCUUGUCACUGGCAGAUGGCUACGAGGGCAUCAUUGUACGCCGUGACGGUGUUGUUAGUGCAAGAGGAGAAAACAAUUGUAGUCGCUCCGGUACUUCUAGAGGUGUGAACAAAAGUUCUAGCAGAGGGGUGGUAGUUGGAUACGCCUAUGGCGCCCGAUCCCCGAAUCUUCUCAAGUACAAAGUCAUGCAGGAUGAUGAAUACGUCAUUGUAUCCGGGGUAGAAGGGCGCGGCAAGUGGAAGGGUUGCCUUGGUGCCUUUGUUUGCCGUACGAAAAGAGGCCACCAAUUCACCGUCGCCCCCGCCACAACAGAACAGAGGAAGAAGGAUAUGUGGCAACGUCUUGCACAGUACAAGGGGAAGAUGCUUACGGUGCAGUAUCAAGAGCUGUCAGCGAAUGGAGUUCCACGCUUCCCCAUUGGCAAAUGUGUGCGGGGUGCAAAGAACGGUAAGGACUGGAUAUGA
Messenger RNA from Trypanosoma cruzi, 1467 nucleotides. RefSeq names its product DNA ligase, putative. NCBI's taxonomy places the organism in Eukaryota, Euglenozoa, Kinetoplastea, Trypanosomatida, Trypanosomatidae. The coding region runs from base 1 to 1467 and encodes 488 amino acids. The record is from RefSeq and is a predicted model, not a curated record. Gene Ontology annotation, biological process: DNA recombination; DNA repair. The transcript has a single exon. Gene Ontology annotation, molecular function: ATP binding; DNA ligase (ATP) activity.